CUACACCUGUGUUGAAGUGAUUUUUACAUUACGUCGGCAGGUUGGUUUCUAUAUGAUGGGAGUUUAUGCCCCAACUCUGUUGAUUGUUGUUUUGUCCUGGUUAUCAUUCUGGAUAAACCCUGAUGCUUCAGCUGCAAGGGUGCCACUGGGUAUACUAUCAGUACUCUCCCUGUCCAGUGAGAGUAUGUCCUUGGCGUCAGAGCUGCCAAAGGUUUCCUAUGUAAAGGCCAUUGAUAUUUGGCUCAUUGCCUGUCUCCUUUUUGGGUUUUCAUCCCUGGUGGAAUACGCCGUAGUGCAGGUGAUACUGAACAGCCCCAAACUGAUUGAGGAGGAGAAAACUAAGAUGGCCACUAAGGAGAAAGCUUUGAAAGAAAAAGAAGGAAAGAAGCCUUCAAAUAAAACUAACACAGUGAAUGGGACUGGUGGAACACCCAUACAUGUCAACACUCUGCAGGUGGUUGAAACCCGCUGUAAGAAAGUCUGCACCUCCAAGUCGGACCUUCGAUCCAAUGACUUCAGCAUUGUGGGAUCUUUACCUCGAGACUUUGAACUUUCGAACUUUGACUGUUAUGGUAAACCAGUUGAAGUGACAGGGGCCCUCAAGUCCCAAAACAAAGCUAACAAGAAACCUCCACCACCCAAGCCUGUCAUACCUGCUGCUGCCAAACGCAUUGACCUCUAUGCGAGAGCCCUCUUUCCCUUCUCCUUCCUCUUUUUCAAUGUUGUCUACUGGUCAGUCUAUCUGUGAUGGGGAGGAGAGUGAAAAUAAAGUGGUUUGUAUCCUCAUACAAACUGACAUUACUGAUACUAACAAAUAGCAUUGCAGUCAUAUACUGAACUCUAUGUUGGUAAUAUUGAUUUCCAACAUUUCAUGUUUGCAGAGCUGCAGAGGCCACUGUGGUCCCUAAGAGUAACUGUAAAUUCACACAACUAAAAGCAUAAGGCUGUUGACUUCAGUCCUCUUUAAGCCCAUGCAUUAAAUAGGCACUGCAUGUGUGUCUCUGCCUGAUACAUGACAUUAUGCUCAAUAUGAACUAAACCUUGAUGUGGUUACAUCAAUACCUCUAUGCUGUACAUUAGAAAUAAAUGCUUUUCACUGAGGGUAAGAUUACUGGUAACACUUUAUUUUAAAGGUGUAGAUCACCAAAUAAAGCCAAUACCAACUAAAUAAGAAAUCAGAGAGUUAAAAAAAAAAAUUAAUAAAUAACUCAUAAAAUUAAUAAAUAACUCAUAAAAUAAUUACAUACUGUAUCACUCCAUUUCCAAACUUUUGAUGACCAGCUUCCUCAAGUGCAAUAGGUAUAUUAACUCAAGUUGCCAAGAGGCUGGACUCCCAGGGUUCCCAGGAUGCAACAAACACUCCUCCAUAAUAUAGAAGCAGAGUGUGGCUCAAUUUGGGAAAUGCUUAUAACUCAGUGACACACAAGCUGAUCGAUUUUGCUCAUACCAACCAGUCACCAACAUCAUAACCAAGUAUUUCAGUAGUUACCACAAGUGCUUCUCUUUAGAGGACUUAACAAUAGGGUUGUCAACAGCUGGAAGUCAGCAUUGCCAUGGGAUGCACUAUCUCUCCCAGACUUUUUUGGCCUUCUUUGAGAUAAUCCUCAUUGGAGCCAAGCAAGUAACCAGACAGCCCCAUGCACAGCAAAACUUCUCAAGGGCCUGGAUGAACAAACAAUAAGGGCAAAAUUGAAGAUUAAGCCUUCAUAAUCACAGAGCCUUUUAAUUAGGAAAAGAGUGAGAAAUGACAGUACAGCAUUCAUCGCGGGAGAAGAGGUGAUUCCACGACUGGCAGAACAACUUAUUUGAAGUUCUCUGAUGGACCGAUGGGGAGGUUGGCAUAGAAAGCAGCUGGCAGAUGGACUGGCAAAGAUUCACAGCAGCCAGCUCCAAGUGAAAUACAAAGUGUGAAAUUCCAUUAUCAGUAGCUAGCAGGAUUGAUGGUAACAGCAAUGCUUACUUCAGGAAGUGAGACUCAGAGAGAAGAGACUCAGUACCCUGGCAAGAACAUGUUGCAGCUUCCAGUGAAACCCAUCUGCCUUGGAUGUGGGCAGGAGAAAAUCUACCUUGUACUUAAACAAAAAAAAAAAAAGAGCGAAAAAAUGAAAAGUUUGGUGUUGCAAUAACAAUAAAAUAUAACAUGAAAAAUAUCAUAUGGAAAGGAGUAUGCACGAAAGAAAGAAAUGUCUUGCUAAGACAAGAAACUGAGCAUUUUAUUACAUUGGUGGCAGCAACACUCUUUUAUUUUAGUCCUUUUUUGCUCUUUUAGGGUUUCAUAGUGACAUUUUUAAAAUAACACCUAAAUGUCAGAACAACACCACUGUCUUCUGGGUGCUGUUGUCAAAAACCUUACCCUUGCCCUUUAACUAAUCAAGUGGCCCCAGCCUCUUAGCAAGUUGAGGAACUGCUAUUGAAUUUGGCCAGCUAGCUCUUGUCAAAGAAAAACAGUUCUAACUCUCUUUACAGUAGUUACUAGGAUUGAAUGCUCUAGUUAGCUAUGGAAUUAGUUAUGGAAUUAUGGCUUUCAUGUUUUCACUUACCUGCCUUAAAGACCGACUCACAUAACCUGCACAGAGGGUCGAUCACAUUUAUGGUGGAAGAAUUUUGCUCCAUUACCUACUGAGACUCCAUCUCCACCUGCUGCAGUAUUCACAUGAGAUCUGACAUAGAUAAGAACAUCUGAUCACAGAUUGCAUUUACAUGUUCUUAAUCUCAAAGUAAAUUUGAUAAACUGGGCUGAUGAAUGUGUCAGCAAACAUGGUGUGUUACAAGUGAGGGAAGUAAUGCUGCUUCAUGGUUAUGUAGGAAGAGCUAUUUGUAGAUUUGACUGACCUUUGAACUCAUUAGGGUGUUUUUUUUUCUUACGAAUGUGGUGAAACUAUUCAAAAGUAAUUUACAAGGCAGACCACCUGCAAUUUGACAGCAUUCUAAUUGUAAUGGGUUCUCUAUGCAUUUACACCUGAAUUAAAUGUGUUUUCUUGAUCGAGGUAAGACAUCCCGAUACUUGUCAAAACCAGUUGAAAAUGGGGUCUGAGACUCAAUAGAGUAUGCUAAUUAAUCAUCCCUAGUAACCCCAAAGGGACUUAAUUAAGGCCCAAGCAACAAAUUUGCAAGGGCCAAAUGAACCCUGUUUUCAUUUUCCAAUCGCAAUUUUGAGGCCUUCAGGAUGCGCAAAAACUCACAAAACUUUGCAUGCAUGUUUAAAGACCUAAGCACUUUGAUUUGAUAUCACAUUUGUCCACAGGCAUGCAACAGUAGCUCUCUAGCGCCCCCUAAUUACUUUUAGCACUUUUCAGGUGGUUGGCAUGCUCAGACGCUUAUGAAACUUGGCAUUCAUGUCAUAAGACAUAUAACUUAAUUUCUGAUGUGGGUCUUCGGUUUGGGUAUGGCAAAAUGGCUCAAGGGCACCCCCCUAGAAAUUUUCAAUGAAGCAGCCCCCACAUACCUUUUUAUGAAACAGGAUUGAAUCCCGUUUCACCUAAAAAUGUGAAAAUUUGCACAGAUAUGUAACAUCCCAAGACUUAAAAAAAAGUCUUGGGAAGAACCCCGGAAGUCCAAUAUUUUGACCAGAAGAUGAAAAUUUUAUGUAUUUUUGGCCAUUUCCAGGGGUGGCCCUUGAUCAAACUCUAGAGGCUUUAUCCGAUUGACUUUAAAAAGUUAAAAAUAAGUUAGACAUAUACAAAGUUAAAUUGCAGAGCUUUUUGAGUUGUCGUUGAAAGGUGUGCUGCCCUGGUCUCUCAAAGUUCGAUGAUUCACCAUGACACAGGAAGUUGCAUUAAACUUGCUGUAAUUCAACCAUACUUUGUCCAAACUGCAUCAAACUUUACAGUACUGUUAAUGGUCUCUACCUGCACACAUCCAUAUGUCAAUAUUCAUAAAACUGUUGUAGCGCCACCUACUGAGAACAGGAAAUGACAUAUUUUGUAUUUUGGCAUGCUUUUACUAGCAGGUUGACCCGAUCCACUUCAAAUGUUGUCAGGAAAGCCUUAAAGCCUUCAUGGACUUAAUGUGAAAAUUGUAGCAUUUCAUUGCAGGCCAUAUAUUCCUAUAUAUUCCUUAUAAUAGCUUUAUUCCUACUCUCUCUUCACACUAUAUUGCUUUUCCACCUCUGUAUUGCAACUGGUGCACAGCCAUUUCCCUCAGGAUAAAUAAAGUUUCUUGAAUCUUGAA
Molecule: messenger RNA, 4170 nt
Organism: Lates calcarifer (barramundi perch)
Lineage: Eukaryota; Metazoa; Chordata; Actinopteri; Centropomidae
Product: glycine receptor subunit beta
Exons: 4
Coding region: 53-748 (231 amino acids)
Biological process (GO): chloride transmembrane transport; signal transduction; chemical synaptic transmission
Cellular component (GO): membrane; neuron projection; synapse
Molecular function (GO): chloride channel activity; neurotransmitter receptor activity; transmembrane signaling receptor activity
Source: RefSeq, a predicted model, not a curated record